UCCGGGUGUUGAGUUGUUGCAAAACAGACCAUCCAAACGUACACUGGUGGAAGAGGACAGUCACCGAGAAACCCUGGUUAACGCAGUUUUAGGAAAAUGAUGCUGUCAGAGGUCCUUCAGGUGCUGCGAGGAGCAGGUAAAGUGGGGUCUGCCCUGGUCACCACCCAGGGAGAGCAGCUCCGAUUGAUGGCCUGUAACUCCUCCCUGGGAGCAGGAGUCAAAGUGGCUCAGGAUGUGGUUGAAGGACUAGUGGGCACCUUUAUGGGAGGCAGUAAUUCGCAACAGUCAAUAAAGGAGGAUGUGUUUCCGGAUGCAGAGGGCUGGGAGACUAUGGACCCUGAGGAAGCAGCGAAAUGGGCUGUUGGAUCCGAGUUCCCCCCUGAAGCAAUGGGGAAAAGCCAGACAGAAACUGGAGCUGCAGCAGAUAUGUCAACAGGAGUACAUCCUCCCCCUGGGGCAGCCACAGGAGGGGCAGGUUGGCCAGGGCAGAGUACUCGCUUCCUCCACACCACUCCUGGCCUCCGCCGGUACUACUGCCAGACCAGGUCUGUCCACGACACUGUGGUGGCCAGACUCACGCCAGAGGAUAUCAAGAAGGCCAGAGAGGCAAAGCAGGCCCUGGUCAAACCUGUCAGACAGAAGCUGAGUGACCGUGCCAGAGAGAGGAAGGUGCCUGCCACUAGAAUCAGCAGGCUGGUUAAUUUUGGGGGACUAGCAGUAGGACUUGGGAUCGGUGCCAUUGCAGAAGUGGCAAAACAGUCACUGGGAGGCAAACAAAAAGGAGAGAUGAGCGCUCUGCUAGACUCUCCUCUCUUGUCAGAGGCCAAUGCUGAGAGAAUAGUUAACACGCUGUGUAAGGUUCGAGGCGCUGCGCUUAAGAUAGGACAGAUGCUCAGCAUUCAAGACAACUCCUUCAUAAACCCCCAGCUGCAGAAGAUCUUUGAGAGGGUCCGGCAGAGCGCAGACUUUAUGCCCACAUGGCAGAUGAAUAAAGUUUUAGAGGAGGAGCUGGGGCCAGGCUGGAGAGAGAAACUAUCCUCCUUUGAGGACAGACCAUUUGCUGCAGCUUCCAUCGGCCAGGUGCAUCAUGGGGUGUUAAAAGAUGGUAGAGAAAUAGCUAUGAAGAUCCAGUAUCCCGGAGUGGCAGAGAGUAUCCACAGUGACAUAAACAACCUGAUGUCUGUGCUGAAAAUGAGCGUGGUCCUGCCAGAAGGUCUGUUUGCCGACAGCAGCUUAGAGGUUCUUCAGAGGGAGCUUGCAUGGGAGUGCAACUACAAGAGGGAAGCAGAGUGUGCCAAGAAGUUCAGGUCCCUGCUAGAAGGAGAUGAGUUCUUCCAAGUCCCUGAGGUGAUCGAUGAGCUGUCAGGACAGAGGGUUUUGGCCAUGGAGCUGGUACAAGGAGUCCCACUGGACCGCUGCGUAGACCUGGACCAGGAGACCAGGAACCAGAUCUGUUUCAACAUCCUCCAGCUGUGUCUCAGGGAGCUGUUUGAGUUCAGGUUCAUGCAGACGGAUCCAAACUGGGCCAACUUCUUUUACAACUCAGAUACCAACAAGGUUGUUCUGUUGGACUUUGGCGCGUGCAGAAGUUACCCAGAGUCAUUCACAGAUGACUACAUACAGGUGGUGCACGCAGCCUCCGUGGGUGAUCGAGCAACUGUUCUUUCCAAAUCGAAGGACCUGAAGUUCCUGACAGGCUUUGAGGCUAAGGCCUUCGAGGACGCCCACGUAGAGGCGGUGAUGAUCCUCGGUGAAGCCUUUGCGUCCCCUGAGCCCUUUGACUUCGGCAGCCAGAGCACCACCCAGCGCAUCCAGAGCCUUGUCCCUGUCAUGCUGCGCCACCGCCUCACCCCUCCGCCCGAGGAGACAUACUCCCUCCACCGCAAGAUGGCUGGCUCCUUCCUCAUCUGCUCCAAACUGAAGGCGUGCAUACCCUGCAAGGACAUGUUCCUGGAUGUGUACAACGCCUACAACCAGAGGAGGCAGGCAGACAAGGCGGCACAGGCCAGCGCAUAGACGCUUAGGGACAGGGUUAUUACCUAUAUAUGCCCAGGACUUUUUCGGAGUGGACUUCUCAGUAAAGGGACAAAAGGAUGGAGUCUUGAAUCCACAGAUGGAGACACUGGAGUACGUGACUGACUCUACCAGUGUGCUCUAAUAAGGACAAUGAGCGUGUAUGCCUUUCUAUGCCUGACUAUGAGAUGGAAUUUAGAUACUAUGAGAGUGAUGGUGAUAAUUCUGUCUUAACAAACAUAUAGUGAAGCUCAAACAGCUUUAUUACUGAUUAAAUCUGUACCUUAAUUGAAAAGAAUAAUAUUUCAUUCAUAUUGAGUGUUGGUGUGUGUGUCUCAUCAUAUUGGUUUACAUCUCUCUGUCAGAGCAAACACACAGCACGGUGCUGCUGUAAAUUUAAGCCAGCUUUGUGUGCUUUAGCUUUUCAAAAAGCAAGAUGUGCAUUUUCUUUUUGCUAUCAUGGCUAAAAUCAAUUCAUUCUGACUCUAGCUCACUUUGACAGCAAGGUCCACCAUAAUUCCAAGAGAAUGGGUGUCUCCUGUCUUUAAGGACAGAUGAUAAACCCUGCAUUGCCAAGCUGACGCUGCCAAGUGCUCUCUUUUGUUUGAAGGACUUUGUGUGCCGCUUGAUGAGUCGGCGAAUAAAGCUUUCUCCUAAACUGGCAGACUAGAUGAGCAGAUUAUCAGAGGAAUUAGUGAAGACAGUCUAACUGAGUAAUGGCCUUGCAGUAUAAAGCACGUUUGACAUAAAACUCUGUGAUGUGAAACACUGACAGUCAUUUUUUUUCUUCUUUAACACUUCUUUAUGUUAGGGAUUUGUAUUGCAACAUACACGUUGGUGUCCUGUGUUUUUCCUCUAUUAAAUAAAAUGUGAGAAAGA
This is a messenger RNA of Toxotes jaculatrix (banded archerfish), 2892 nucleotides long. RefSeq names its product coenzyme Q8B (gene coq8b). Gene Ontology annotation, molecular function: kinase activity. Gene Ontology annotation, biological process: ubiquinone biosynthetic process. Lineage: Eukaryota; Metazoa; Chordata; Actinopteri; Toxotidae. Bases 97 to 2016 code for a protein of 639 amino acids. The record is from RefSeq and is a predicted model, not a curated record. The transcript is spliced from 16 exons. Gene Ontology annotation, cellular component: extrinsic component of mitochondrial inner membrane.